CGACGAACACCCCUCAUACCACUCCUAAACGCCUCUGAUAGCGCUCAACUCUGAACUCUAAAUACAAAAAAGAAUAUUCACUAAUACACUCACUCUACACGACCCUCGUCUUUCGCUGAAAUGCCUUCAGGGCGGAAACGUCGCGCUGAAGCGCAAGAAAAUAACAACGACGCAUCGGAUUCCGGUCUAGUGAACGACAUCCCCGAACGUAACCCGCAGCGUCGUCGCCACUCUGACGACGAGGACGACGAGUCCGUUUCAGAUGCUGCGGACGGAGACCACCGCGCACCAAGCAGUCUAGAUGUCAUGGUCAAGAAAAUGGUACGAUUAGCAAUAUCAAGCGAAUUUGCGCGUCUGCCGAUUCGAAGAACGGAUAUUAGCGCGAAAGUGCUCGGUGAGCAAGGCUCGAGACAGUUCAAGCUGGUGUUUGAUGAAACGCAGCGGGUGCUGCGUAGUCGGUUUGGGAUGCAAAUGGUGGAAUUGCCGGCGAAAGAGAAGGUGACGAUUCAUCAACGAAGAGCUGCGCAACGAGUUGAGAAACCAUCUGCGGCUUCCAAGUCGUGGAUCGUGAUAAGCACCCUCCCCUCUGCAUUUCGCGCGCCGGAUAUUCUACCCCCGUCAAAGGCGCCAUCGUCGUUUACUGAGAGUUCGUAUACGGCACUGUAUACGUUCCUGAUCUCAAUCAUCACGCUCUCCGGUGGUUCUAUUCAAGAGCAGAAACUAGACCGAUACCUCCAACGCACCAAUACCGACCAAUACACACCAGUCGAUCGCACAGACCGUCUGCUGCAGCGGAUGUGCAAGGAAGGCUACCUCGUUCGAAACAGGGAGAUGGAUGGCGGUGAAGAAGUGAUUGAGUAUAUGGUGGGACCUAGAGGGAAGGUCGAGGUGGGUGAAAGUGGUGUUUCUGGAUUAGUCCGGAAGGUCUUUGGACGACAAGCACCCAACGAUGCCGCGGAGGACGAUAUAGUUGACGAUAGUUUCGAGGCCAAACUUGCUCGAAGUGUGCGCGAGGAAGAAACAAUGCUGGUCGGAGGAAUAUGCGAAAUCGUGUUGGAGAUGACGAGGAUGGUAAUUACAGAGUGCCUUCGACACCCCCAAGUUCUCCGUUCUGCACGCCCGUACCAAUCCUCGCGUUCGCUAUCCAGUUCCCACGCUGCCCCUUCAACCACCAACCCCCUUCGCUCUGCUCAAUCCAAAAAAGCGCAGACAUCCCAGGCACAAAAUGAAGCCAUUUCGCAUUACCGACGGCGCAUGGCGCUCUCUGCGGCUGGAAUUGUGGUGAGCGCAAUCGGGUUAUACACGACGAUAAAAAUGAACCCAUUCGGACUCCCCAAAGCAAAUAAAGAUGAGAACCAAGAGGAGACUGAUAAAUCCUCCCCGCCGAUUAACAACGGUAAAAUCAAGCUCGACGGACCAGCUGAGUUCCCGAGUAGUCCCUCUGUGAUCCGUAUCCAGGGUCAAGACGGCGUGGAGCAGGUCGAGACGGGGAAUAGCGCCGUGCCGCUAUUUCCGACAACCAUCAAACUGCCCAAGUCAAUCGAUGUGCCGAAUCUAUCCCCCGGUCAAGAUCUGCCAAUUGCACCGGAGUCGGAGGAGGAGUACCAGUUGCUCGGGUUCGGGAUUCGCACGGUGUCGUUUCUAGCUAUCCAGGUGUAUGUCGUGGGGUUGUAUGUUGCGAAAUCGGACAUUGGUGCGUUGCAGCAAGCUCUUGUGCAGACGGGGGUGCAACCGCCGGGACAUCUCGCUCAGCAAGGAGGUACUCUUGCGGCAACAUCGCUUGUGUCGACGGAACGAGAGGCGCUGAAGAAGCUGCUCCUUGAUCCCGAGCAGGGUGAAGAGGCGUGGACAUCGAUUCUGCGGGAAAGCAAUAUCCGUACCGCAGUGCGCAUCGUCCCAACCCGCAACACGGAUUUCAUGCACCUACGCGACGCUUGGGUGCGGCACAUGACCAACCGGGCGCAGAAGGAGGCUGCGAGGGUGAAAGAGCUUAUAAGAGCAGGGGAGCCAAACCCACGACCAAGUGAGUUUGAGGACGAUCAGUUUGGCCAAUCAGUUAGUGAGUUCAAGACCUUGCUGGGCGGCGGAUCGCGGAAGAAUAUCCCCAAGGGACAGGUUCUGUUGCUUUUACGGGAUCAAAACGGCGCGCUUGAUGCGCUAUUCCAUCCUGACCCGAAACAAGCCAUUAAAUGGCUGGGGCGUGUGCCGGAUGAGCGGGUUAGUCGCUGCGUGUGGCUGAAUUAUCUUGCUGGCAAGACGGUUGCGAGUGAUGCGGCGAGACUGAGUAUUGUAGACGGAGUGAUGGGGAUUGUUGAGCGACCGGUGGGCACUGUCGUUCAAAAAGUGAUCUGAUUAGAAUGAACAUUGUACAGAUAUGUAAUAUAUUGAUCUACAAAAUUCUCUACUCUUGAAUAGCAUCAAGAAUCCAUCUACAUAUGUAUACAAUCAACUACAUGUAAGCAGUGA
Molecule: messenger RNA, 2466 nt
Organism: Talaromyces proteolyticus
Lineage: Eukaryota; Fungi; Ascomycota; Eurotiomycetes; Eurotiales; Trichocomaceae
Product: chalcone-flavanone isomerase-domain-containing protein
Exons: 5
Coding region: 121-2352 (743 amino acids)
Molecular function (GO): intramolecular lyase activity
Source: RefSeq, a predicted model, not a curated record